AUAAAAAAUUAAAUGUCGGCUUUUUGGCGCCGGGUCCUCAGCAUGGCAGCCUCCAGGGUUGAGGGCUGGGGAGCUGCCACACCCUCGUUUUGCUGACCGUCCCUGGAGUCUCUGUUCUUCUUGUCUUUCCUGGGCCACCCUAGCAGACAUGUUCGCUAAGGCCUUUCGGGUCAAGUCCAACACGGCCAUCAAGGGAUCGGACAGAAGAAAACUUCGGGCGGAUGUGACAGCUGCUUUUCCCACCCUUGGAACAGAUCGGGUCUCUGAGUUGAUCCCUGGAAAGGAAGAGCUAAACGUCGUGAAGGUGUAUGCUCACAAAGGGGAUGCAGUGACUGUGUACAUGAUUGGUGGUAACCCCAUCCUGUUUGAACUGGAGAAAAAUUUGUACCCAACAGUGUACACACUGUGGUCCUAUCCUGAUCUCCUACCAGCCUUUACAACAUGGCCUCUGGUACUGGAAAAACUGGUCGGGGGAGCAGAUUUGAUGCUGCCAGGGGUAGUGGUGCCCCGUACUGGUCUGCCCCAGGUACAGCAAGGCGACCUCUGUGCCAUUGCCUUGGUGGGGAACAGAGCUCCUGUAGCAAUUGGAGUGGCUGCCAUGUCCACACCUCAGAUGCUGGCUUCAGGCCUGAAGGGAAAGGGCUUCUCUGUGCUCCACACUUAUCAGGAUCACUUGUGGAAAUCUGGAGACAAGUCCUCUCCACCUGCCAUUGCCCCAUUGGCAGUGAAUCCCACAGAUAGCAAUGAAGAGAAGGUGGACCUUGGUCUGCAUGGAAACCUGAGCAGCCUGACCCUGGAGGGAGAGGAGGAGAAUAGGAAGGUUCAUCACCCAGAAGCCUCUGAAGACACCAGUUCCGGAGCCCUGAGCCAGGAUUCCCAGGAUGGCAAGCCCCUUCAAGAGCAAAUGGAUGAGCUGUUACAUCAAUGCUUCCUGCAUGCCCUGAAGAGUCGAGUCAAAAAAGCUGACCUCCCUUUGCUCACCAGCACUCUCCUUGGCAGUCACAUGUUCUCUUGCUGCCCCGAAGGACAGCAGCUGGAUAUAAAGAAGUCAAGCUAUAAAAAGCUCUCUAAGUUUCUGCAGCACAUGCAGCAGGAACAGAUUGUCCAGGUCAAGGAGCUGAGCAAAGGGGUGGAGAGCAUUGUGGCUGUGGACUGGAGGCACCCGAGGAUCACAUCCUUUGUCAUCCCCGAGCCUUCCCUGACUUCCCAGACUGUCCAGGAGGGUAGCAGGGAACAGCCCUAUCACCCUCCAGAUAUAAAAUCCCUCUACUGUGUCCCAGCCAACAUGACCCAGCUCUUCCAGGAGUCUGGCCACAAGAAGGGGAGCACCCUUGAGGGCGGUGAGGUCCGCAGGAUCAUCAUUGACUAUGCCAAGAGGAACAGCCUGGUGGAUGCAGACAACAGGAAUCUGGUGAAAUUGGAUCCUAUUUUAUGUGACUGCAUCUUAGAGAAAAAUGAACAGCACUCGGUCAUGAGGCUUCCGUGGGACUGUCUCCUGACCAGGUGUUUGCAAAAUAUGCAGCCUGCCUACCAAGUGACGUUUCCUGGACAGGAGCCCAUUCUGAAGAAAGGGAAACUCAGUCCGAUUGACAUCACCCUUGCCCAGAAGGCUUAUAAUAAAAAGGUGACUGUGGUCCGGAACUUGGAGAUCUAUGGUCUUGAUCCGUGCUCGGUGGCCACCACUCUCCAGCAGCGAUGUCAGGCCAGCACCAUCGUCUCUCCUGCCCCUGGGGCCAAAGACAGUGUGCAGGUGCAGAUCCAAGGAAACCAGAUCCACCACCUUGGCCAGCUGUUGCUUGAAGAGUAUCGGCUCCCGGGAAAAUACAUCCAAGGCCUAGAAAAGGCCCCCAAACCUGGCAAGAAGUGACAGACCCAUUUUAUGCAGUGGAUCCCAUGGGAACUCAGGUUCUGAGCUGGUAAUUGAUAUAAGCAUUUUCAACUUUUGCAAAUAAAAACUGUAAUUCUUUUAA
Molecule: messenger RNA, 1970 nt
Organism: Peromyscus californicus insignis
Lineage: Eukaryota; Metazoa; Chordata; Mammalia; Rodentia; Cricetidae
Product: eukaryotic translation initiation factor 2D-like
Exons: 1
Coding region: 149-1867 (572 amino acids)
Biological process (GO): translational initiation; formation of translation preinitiation complex
Molecular function (GO): translation initiation factor activity; RNA binding
Source: RefSeq, a predicted model, not a curated record